Molecule: messenger RNA, 880 nt
Organism: Telopea speciosissima
Lineage: Eukaryota; Viridiplantae; Streptophyta; Magnoliopsida; Proteales; Proteaceae
Product: thioredoxin-like protein CITRX, chloroplastic
Exons: 4
Coding region: 38-562 (174 amino acids)
Biological process (GO): cell redox homeostasis; plastid organization
Cellular component (GO): thylakoid
Molecular function (GO): protein-disulfide reductase activity
Source: RefSeq, a predicted model, not a curated record
AGAGCUCUUCUCCCCCGCUCUCUCUCUCACAUCAGGAAUGGCAGUCAUACAGAGCAACGCAUCAUUGUUUACUACAUUCACGGCACCACGAUCCCUUCCUCGUUUUCCUUCCUUCUCGAAGACCCACCAACUCAAUUUCCCGUCUUCAACUACUAUUGACAGACCCCUUUCCCUAAAACGAAGAAGUAAGCUACUCUGCACACCCCAGUCCGGCAAGUACGUCAGAGAAGACUAUCUAGUGAAGAAGGUGUCGGCCAAGGAGGUUGAGGAGCUGGUUAAGGGGGAAAGGACUGUACCUCUUAUUGUUGAUUUCUAUGCGACAUGGUGCGGCCCCUGCAUUUUGAUGGCUCAGGAGCUGGAAAUGCUUGCGGUGGAGUAUGAGAGCAGUGCAUUAUUUGUUAAGGUUGACACUGAUGAUGAGUAUGACUUUGCUCAUGAUAUGCAGGUCCGAGGUUUACCGACUCUAUAUUUCAUCAGUCCGGACCCAAAUAAGGAUGCAAUCCGGACUGAAGGGCUGAUUCCACCUCAGAUGAUAAGGGAUAUCAUUGACAAUGAAAUGUGAGAGGGGAAAGGUAAGCAACUCAAAAGAUCGAAAACCAGUUUCAAAAUAUGAUCUUGAGUUGGUGAAGUGGCUUAUUGACCUUCUGUUCAAAGGAUCAAUCUUGGUGCAGUUCACAGGCAGGGAUCAACACUAACAGGUGGGUGGAAAAGCCUUUGUGACCUCUGAAGGUCCCUUGCUGAUUUUGGAGAGUGACUUUUAAAAGAUAAUGGAUGUAUCAAGCUCUAAAUGAGGUUGGGCUUUGUUCGAAUUUAGAUUCUUAUUAACCGUAACAUGUAGCAAUUAACCUUAUUACAGUUUUAAGUGAUCAGAUUAUUCUGA